Molecule: messenger RNA, 746 nt
Organism: Drosophila willistoni
Lineage: Eukaryota; Metazoa; Arthropoda; Insecta; Diptera; Drosophilidae
Product: protein ref(2)P
Exons: 2
Coding region: 120-656 (178 amino acids)
Biological process (GO): aggrephagy; mitophagy; endosome organization
Cellular component (GO): amphisome; aggresome
Molecular function (GO): protein kinase C binding; zinc ion binding; K63-linked polyubiquitin modification-dependent protein binding
Source: RefSeq, a predicted model, not a curated record
ACGAACAGCUAAACCCCUAGGUACGUCGCGGUAGUCGACGAGAACAACACAUCAACAACUACAGGGAAUAUUAAAUAGGAAGAUUGUAAUUAGGACAGUGAAGAAAGGAAAUCCUAAAAAUGUCUGAGAAAUUUAUGAAAAUUACCUAUCAAGGCCCGCCGCCCGCAACGAAGUUGAAUGCAUAUUUGCGUAUGCCUUCUCAGACCUAUGCCGUAUUGCGUCGUGAAAUUGACAUGUAUUUGUUCCAAGAACGUCAAUUGCCAAAGGCCGAGAUUAAGACUUUUUGGAUUGACGCCGAUAAUGAUGAAAUCGAGAUCAUCAAUCAAAUUGAUUAUGAUAUUUUUUUGAGCAAAUAUCGAAGCAGUAUGCAUCUGCAAAUUGCAGCCAUCAAACGGAGGGUGGCCCCCAAACCGGUCUCUGCUCCCAGCAAUUUCAUCAUCCAUGACAAGAUCACGUGCGACAUCUGUGGACUUUGUCCAUUAGUGGGAUUCCGCUACAAGUGCAUCCAAUGUCGCAACUUCGAUCUUUGCCAGGCCUGUGAGGCAGCCCACAAGCAUCCGGAACAUAUGACGAUCCGCAUGCCAACUAAUCACAGGCGAUACAAAGUGUUGCCUAAACCUUCGGGGAACGGUUGGGAAAUAGUUAGUAACUCUUAAAAUUUUAAAUUUUUGAAGAAUUUUAAUAACCAUAACAGGUUUAUACUAUGUAUGUACAUAUGUAUAUAUAUAACUACAUUUUUCAAUUUA